Messenger RNA from Bactrocera tryoni, 588 nucleotides. RefSeq lists its product as uncharacterized. The record is from RefSeq and is a predicted model, not a curated record. NCBI's taxonomy places the organism in Eukaryota, Metazoa, Arthropoda, Insecta, Diptera, Tephritidae. The coding region runs from base 192 to 551 and encodes 119 amino acids. The transcript has 2 exons.
UUUUACAGUUUUCCAUAAAAAUUAGAGCGCCUCCAGAAAAAUCGCAGUUGGAUGUCUCAUGUGAUCUGGUGCGGCGGAAGGUCCGACAUUUGAAGGCGCAGUACCGUAAAGCCAAUGGCUGGCUCGCGUCUACGGGUGCAGGACCACAAGAUGAAGCUGACGGUAGAACCAUCGAAGCAAAAAUUGCUAAAAUGUGCCCUUAUUACGAUCAGUUGAGGGAAAUAUUUGGAAAGCGGUUGCCGGCCAUGCAACUGUUACUAAGUGAAAGUAACCUUCUUUCGCCUCAGUUGUGUCUAGUUAGUCCUGCGCCAGAAUUCGAAGUAGAAUUCUUGGUAGAGAAUGUGUACCUGCUGCGCCAUCAAAUGCCGCAUCUUCGAUCGCACCAAUUUCCACCCCGGUAUCAACAUACCAACGAUCGAUUCGGCCUCCAAAAUCAUCCAUUAGACAAUUGGCGGCUAUCCAAGCUAAAAAAAUUGCUAUGGAAGCGAAGAAGCUGGAAUUUGACAAGUAUAAAUUCGAUGAAGAAAAGAAAAUUCAGGAAAGGAAAUUAGAUAUAGGGUCAAAAAAUUAUAUAUAGAAUUAAAAAAA